Messenger RNA from Gekko japonicus, 2169 nucleotides. It is a transcript of the gene SYS1, whose product is annotated as Sys1 golgi trafficking protein. Gene Ontology annotation, cellular component: trans-Golgi network; Golgi membrane. The record is from RefSeq and is a predicted model, not a curated record. The transcript has 4 exons. Bases 218 to 688 code for a protein of 156 amino acids. Gene Ontology annotation, biological process: protein localization to Golgi apparatus; Golgi to plasma membrane protein transport; Golgi to endosome transport. Lineage: Eukaryota; Metazoa; Chordata; Lepidosauria; Squamata; Gekkonidae.
GGUUGAGCUAGAUUCUGUUCUCGGCAGCUGGAUGCCGGCUCAGUGAUCGGCCCGAGGGAAUCAGUCGCUGACGGUGGAGACGAGCCUGACCGGGAUUGAGGUACCGAUGGCCUUGCUCCGUGUUGUCUCUGGGCACUGAAGUCUGCACUCGGAGCACUCGGAGCGUUGGGGUAUUCCUGGCUUGUGUGUAAUCAGCCAGCUGGCUUCUCCUUGAGGAAUGGCUCCCCAGUUCCGCAGCUACGUCUGGGAUCCUGUUCUCAUCCUCUCCCAAAUCGUGCUCAUGCAGGCGGUUUACUACAGCUCUCUGGGCCUUUGGUUGGCUCUGGUGGACAGCCUGCUACGGAGCAGCCCGUCUCUUGACCAGAUCUUCAGUUAUGAGAUCUUGGGAUUCUCCACACCCCCAGGGAGAGUUUCUAUGAUGGCAUUUGUCCUAAAUGCACUAACCUGUGCUGUGGGCUUAUUAUAUUUCGUCCGCCGCGGAAAGCAGUGCUUGGAUUUCACAGUCACCAUUCACUUUUUCCACCUGCUGGGCUGCUGGAUUUACAAUGGCCGCUUUCCCACUGUUCUGACCUGGUGGCUCAUACAUACUGUGUGCACAGCGCUCAUGGCUGUGAUUGGGGAAUACCUCUGUAUGAGAACUGAAAUGAAGGACAUUCCAUUAAAUUCAGUCCCCAAAUCCAAUGUAUAGAUGUCCUGUCUCUUCUGGUCGGCUUCUACGUCUUGGUGCUAACGUGUGGCACAUGAGGUUAGAGCUAAAGAAAGUAAGCAGGGCUGUACUGACUUUUUUGAAGAUAGCAGUGGCUGCAAGAAUGAAGUUUUGCGGAUCCCCUGAACAAGAUGAACAAAGCAGAUAUUUCAUUUUGACGAGACCCACCUUAUCACCUUUACAAGAGGACAUGCCCACAUGGCUCAUGGCACAGGUCAGAUCCAGUUCUGGAAAACAACAUGUACAAGUAAAAACAGGAGUUACACAUCUUUUGAGCGAUGUGGACUGGGUUGUGGCGACGAGAGCUUUCCUUUUUCUGCAGUAGAAGGUGUAGCCUUCUGGAGAUCUCUGUAGACAUCGAGCAGUAUUCUGUGAACUGUUUGGAGUUAGCGCUUUGUUUCUCCUGGACACCCAACAUCUGUUUGAUUUUAGCUGGCCUUCUUGAUUUAAAAACUGAGGGGAUAAAAGAGUGUCGGAGGACAGGCUGCCAUACUUCAGAGCCAGCAAGCUGUGAUCCCAGACCGCUUGGUUUCUUUUGCCACUCGAACACAGGCAAAGGAGGACAUGACUGCGUUUGUUUGAGUGGAAGAAUUUAAAAGAUAGUAACAAUAGAAACUUAUUUUUCCAUCAGAGUAUUAUAGGUCACUGGUUGGACAUGGUUACGCUGUUGCUUUGUGCAUCAGCAGGGAGAAAGGCACACCAUUCGAAAAGCUGUGCCUCCCCCCCCCCCCCAGCUUCAACGUAGGAGACAGCCAGUCUCAAGGCUGAAGGUGGAGGGGUAGCUGUCACUCAUUACAAGUGCUGAAUUCUAAGCUAGACAUACUUCAGAUGAGCCUCUGCAACAUGCAUCACCAUGGAGAUGCAAACCUUUUCUCCGAUGAUCAGAUUCUGUUCUCUGUAACCAAGGACCCAUGUUGUUCUGCGUUACAGGCACAGUUAGCUGGUGUCUUCAUAGUACCACCAUUUGCUUUGUAUACAGCAUCAGUAGUCUCCUAUGGACAGAGGCUUAAGCAGCUACAUGACGGCCCAUGUUCAGUGCAGCCAUGGGAAGGUUGGUCAGUAUCGGGCCCAGGCAUCAGUGGAUUUAUCUGGCUUUUUAACUACGGACGUUGCUUCAUUUGAGUCAUAUCACUGAGAUUUCAUUUGUAUAUAAAUAUUUGUGAACACUAUUAGUUUGUAUAAGUUAUACUGGUAAAUUAAUACUCACUUUGUAAAGACUGGAGAGAUAAUUUUGUGAACAGGAAUUUGAUAAAUCGUCUCAAAACGUUCUGAUGGGUUUCUGUACAUACUCUGUAGCUGGCAACCCUUUGCACAUAGCUCUUGUCCUAGAUUAAAUAUUUACUCUGCCUUGCGUUGGGAAGAAGGCAGCUGUUUUCUUGCCCUGCUGUUAUGGUCAAGUGAACCCAUCAGAAUCAAAAUUCGCCUCUUUCAAGGUUUGAUCAGGCACAUGCAAUAUACCCAUU